Messenger RNA from Saccostrea echinata, 2244 nucleotides. Its product is annotated as phospholipid phosphatase 1-like. Bases 296 to 1204 code for a protein of 302 amino acids. The transcript has 7 exons. Lineage: Eukaryota; Metazoa; Mollusca; Bivalvia; Ostreida; Ostreidae. Gene Ontology annotation, biological process: phospholipid metabolic process; phospholipid dephosphorylation; signal transduction. Gene Ontology annotation, molecular function: phosphatidate phosphatase activity. The record is from RefSeq and is a predicted model, not a curated record.
UGAAUACAGUCACAUUCAACUGUACUUACCUCCAAUUACCUACAAGGGACGUAAAUUUACCUCUGUCCUAUUGAGAGGCCUUUUGUGUACAACAUCUGGACAUGUGGAUUUCAGUCCUCUGUAGUCCACCAGGUAAGACGUACAGUGAAAGCAUAACCCGGUCAACUUGAGGAAUAACCUAUCCGUUGUGCGGUACAGAGGAUGAAAAGUGUACCUACUGUAUUGUACACAUGAUGGACUUAAGUAGUUUUGUUGUGAAGUUGAGAGGAGAGUUUUGUUAAAAUAUACAUUGUAUAUGAAAACCGUCAUCAUGGGGGCUGUUUCCAGGGCGACCUUGGUGCAAGUGACCACGGACAUUACAGUGUUUAUAAUAGUGACAAUAUUUGCCCUGCUAUUAUCUUUCAACAAACUGACAGCAAUACAGCCCUACAUCCGGGGAUUUUUCUGCGAUGAUCAAAGUCUGAUGUAUCCGUAUAGAGAUGACUCUAUUUCCACUAUUACAACCGCCAUCUUGUCGCUACUUCCUCCAACUAUCAUAAUACUAUUUACAGAGGCAUUUUUGUCGAAAAAUGACUCCAAGAGAAUGCGAAUUUUUGUGAAGAACUGUUACAGUAUGAUUGGUUGCUUGUUCCUAGGGUUUUCUUUGUGUGUACUAUUUAUUGAGAUUGUUAAGAUGUUUGUGGGUCGUUUGCGGCCUCACUUCUUCUCUGUGUGCCAACCUUCAUUUUCAUCCACGAACUGUUCAAGGAAAUUCAUUACAAACUACAGCUGUCAAGGGAAAGAUCUUGAAAGCAUAUCAGAUUCAAAGAAGUCUUUUCCGUCAGGUCACAGUGGCGCCGCCUGGAAUGGCAUGGUGUUCUUAGCAAUAUACAUACAGAUCCGUGUUCGUCGUCACUGGCCACGGCUUCGUGUCGCCUGCCCCCUGCUGCAAUUUGUAGCCGUAAGUGUUGCAGCUUAUGUCAGUAUCAGUCGUCUGCAAGACUACAAACACCAUACUGGUGACGUCAUUGGGGGCGGCAUCAUUGGAAUACUUUUCACUAUAAUUGUGAUGUAUCAAAAUCCAAAUGUUAAAAGGCAUUUUCUUCACCACUAUGAUCAAGCAGAUUUGGGUGAAACUAUGGACACCGUAGUAUGCAUGGAGCUACACCAAGAAAAUAAAAAUUCCGCAGAAAUCCCAACGAUAAAUGGUCAAGCAAAGACCUAAUACCAAGGAUAUCGAGAUUCAUUGACAUCUAUUAUGUUUUUAUAAAUUGUUAUUACUUUUAUGACUCAAGUUACUUCUUUCUUUUUGGUGCUAUAUACACUGUAUUUCAUUCUUAUAACCAAACAAAGUUCAUAAUACAUGUGAUCGACAUUUUUUGAAGUUUUGUAAAUAUCGCCUAACUUUAUAAAUUUGGAAUGCUUCUGAAGAGUAGGUAAUUAUUAUAAAGAGUCAUUAAACAGUCAUGAUAAGUGUUUUGCUUCACAAAACAAUUCCAGACUCAGGGAAAAUAUACAAAGUUAUGUAGCGUCAGCUAAACAUAAAUGUUUGUAAUAAAAUUCCUGAUUUCACUCAUUGAUAAAUAAACACUGAAUAUACAGUCAUGUAAUCGAAUUAGUUUAUAGAAUACGCAGUGUUAACAAGUUGUGAUUUUAGUCUAGAGAUCUUUUUAAAAUAAGACGUGUAAUGCUGUGGAUACACUAUAUGUAUACACUUUGGUAAAAAAUUGCUUAAAUUUCUUCUAAAACUAAAUUUUUAAAAGGCCAUCAUGAAGCCAUCCCUCCACCUUUGUGGAUGACAUCUUCUUUCCGUUAUUUUUUUUAACAUACAGUCUUGAUCUGAUGGUUUAUAUAGGGGUUGAAAAACUUGUAAAUUAUUGUGUCUUCUUCAUCAAGAUACUUUGGCUUUACUAUAUACCAAAAGAAAGUGUUACGGAGUCGUGUGUUUGAUCUGUCUUGGUAUUUAACAUUUAAAAAAACAAACAAACAAACAAACAAAAAACCCAACGUUCUAGUUCUUCACUUCAACCUCUUCAGAAAUACAGCAACUGCAUUAACAUUUUUUAUACUUAUGAUGAAAAUUUAUAUUUUACCGAAGAGUAUAAAAGUAAUUUAUCGAUCAUCAACAUUUUUUUUUUUUUUUUUUGGUUAAGGGUAUUUAUUUUCCACUUGUAACAUAGCACGUUAACACCAAAUCUGAAGAUUUACAUUAAAAAGUAAUUUUUACAUGAUUGGUUAAAACAAAUGUCCAGAUGAUGUUUUAUU